GCCUGGCUGAGCAACUUCCUGGAUCGCUCCGGAAGCCUGCGCGGGCAGCUGGUGGCCGUGAAGAGCGUGAAGGAGCCGGAGCCUUUGGCCAAGCAGAUUAUGAAGGCCGCAGCUGUGGCUUUCGGUGGUGGUCGGCAGGGCGACUAUCCCAAGGUUGGCGUUUCUCCGUACAGCUCGUGA
Symbiodinium sp. CCMP2456 is the source of this 180-nucleotide messenger RNA. NCBI's taxonomy places the organism in Eukaryota, Dinophyceae, Suessiales, Symbiodiniaceae. The record is from the annotation of a GenBank genome assembly.